AUGGCCACCGCGGCGGCUGCUGGCGCCCGCCGCGCUGGCCGCGCUGGCCGCCGCGCAGCGCCGGCUGCUGGCCGCGCUGGCCGAGCUGCGGCGCGGCGACGCGUUCCAAAGAAAAGGAAAAAACCAAAAGCAAAAACGCACCAAGCGCCCGAGGUCGACGACGGCCUCCCGAAGGACUACGACGAGUGGCAACGGCAACGGCAACAAUUAAAUAAAUAUUUCCACAUAAUUCCGCAAAAACAAAACGCACCGAACAUAUUACUCAUGGAUACGACACUGAAAUCCGGAAAAAAAUUAGUUCAACUUUUGCAUCAAUCGUCCGAUGCGAACAUUAAAAAUUCAUCUACUUGUAAAAGCGACCCCCAAAGAACACUGAUUAAAACUGUUGGAGUAAAACCACAAACAAAAGUUGUGAAAGGAUCGAGUGCACUCGCUAAGUGCACAAAUAGUACGACUGUUGUUGAUGAAACUACACAAAUCGAGCUUACUCGAGCCGCAAAUCAGAACUCAACAACUAAUCUGAUUCAAGGUUCAACUCAAGAGACAGAUCGAAACCAAGUUACGGACCGAAAUAAACUCCUCAAAGAAACUGAAAAUAUUAACAUAAGUAAGGAAAUAGCCAUACUGCGUCCACCAAUGAAUGUUGAUCAAAAAGAACCAACGCACAAUAUAGUAACACAACUGGUUACAAAUCAACCUGAAGUUAACAAGGGCCAACUAAUGAUUGUUGACAGCCCCGAAACAAGUCAAUGUGAUCAGAAUCACUUGGUUGCAACUCAACUCACGAAUAAACCUGGAGGUUCGUCUAUGAAAACUCCUCCUUGGAUUAAACAGAACCAAGAUGUAAGCACAACUGAUAAUAUGUUGUUAAAUAUUACACCCGCACAAAACACACAGACCAAUUCGGAUCAAAAUCAAACUAUUACAAACCAGCCUACUUUACCAACAUUUUUGCGAAUACAAAUAAACCAACAAAAUCCUAAUCAAUACCUUUCCGUCGGUCAAAACAUACAACCAAAUUUAGUUGUCAACCAGCCCGCAGUUAUGAAUUUUCAAAACCUAGUACCAACGAACCAAUUAAUCGAUCAAAGUGGUCAUCAAGUCAAUCAUUCAGUUAUCAUGGUUGCACCAACUCAAAAUUUUCUAUUUACGCAACCGAAUCAGAAUUUGGGUCCUAAUCAGAAUUUGGGUCCUAAUCAGAACGGGGAGCAAAAUAAUUUGUGCCAAAAUAUUAAUGUUGCCCAACAUUUAAACUUGAAUAAAAACCAAAUUGAAAUUACUCCAAUUUCUGACGUAAACUCCCUUAAACGAAAACGUCCGAAAUCACCCGUACUUAAAGAACCGCUUUCGAAAAUCUGCAGCCGAAUGAUUAACACAACAAACAACUCCAAAGAUUAUGACCCUAAUUGGUUCAAAAAACCUUUUGGAAAUCUUGAUAAACCUAAAAAGAAGGUUAAAGAAGGAAAUUCGAGGGAUAUAGAAUCAGUUGUUGAAAGAGAUACAAAUAUGCCCGUAAUAAAAAAUGUCAUUUCACUCUCUGAAAGCUAUGUGAAUAGUCAGAGUUUACGAAAUAAUAAUAAUGCCAUUGGGUCGAAAUUACAAGAUCUUGCUUCAAAAUCGGUCGGAGUGAUGGUAAAACAAACUAGUUUUCCUACCACGAGUGGAAAAAUUGUCCAAAUAACGAAUUUGUUACGCGUAAACAAAGUAACGUACUUGACAAGAAAUUAA
Messenger RNA from Hyposmocoma kahamanoa, 1728 nucleotides. RefSeq lists its product as uncharacterized. The record is from RefSeq and is a predicted model, not a curated record. The coding region runs from base 1 to 1728 and encodes 575 amino acids. The transcript is spliced from 4 exons. NCBI's taxonomy places the organism in Eukaryota, Metazoa, Arthropoda, Insecta, Lepidoptera, Cosmopterigidae.